This is a messenger RNA of Fusarium verticillioides 7600, 375 nucleotides long. RefSeq lists its product as hypothetical. The coding region runs from base 1 to 375 and encodes 124 amino acids. Lineage: Eukaryota; Fungi; Ascomycota; Sordariomycetes; Hypocreales; Nectriaceae. The record is from RefSeq and is a predicted model, not a curated record. The transcript has 2 exons.
AUGGCCAGAAUCAGACCAUGCGGUAGGGCUAGGAAAUGCAACCUGACAUCCGCGAUAAGGCAUACCUCGUCGAUCUCCCAUUCUAGAGCCCGCUUAUCACGCGCUCAGUCCGAGCAAAUCGCGGCCGACCGUUGCAAGAUUCCAUUCUCGAUCAUAAGCAUGCCUAAGAGUUGCGAUAGACCUGCCUAUUCAGUAGCACUCGCAAUUAAUAGCGCCAAGAUGACAGCCAAGAAGUGCAUCAUGAUAUUUAAAUCCGAAAUCCGAACGCCAAGUGGCAUUGCGUGCGAUUCAGCGGAGAAUUUACCACUCGGCGCCGAGAAAAUGGCCUAUCGUACCCGUCUUGGCCCAGCCUGUCAACAUGCGGCUCUGCAUUGA